This is a messenger RNA of Sorghum bicolor (sorghum), 1121 nucleotides long. Its product is annotated as proteasome subunit beta type-1. The coding region runs from base 159 to 824 and encodes 221 amino acids. The transcript is spliced from 7 exons. Gene Ontology annotation, cellular component: proteasome core complex. The record is from RefSeq and is a predicted model, not a curated record. NCBI's taxonomy places the organism in Eukaryota, Viridiplantae, Streptophyta, Magnoliopsida, Poales, Poaceae.
ACGGACCACGGACCACGGCCCAGAAAGGAUCAAGGUGGAAGAAAACAAAACGCAAGGCGGCGUGCGCUGCUCCUCCACUUCGCGUUCCGUGUUUCCAACUCCGGUGACUCCACCAGCAACCCAGCAACCCGCGCAGCGAUCCCACUCCGGCCACCGCCAUGUCGAGGCGCGGCGACUGGGUCUACGAGAACAACGGCGGGACCUGCGUGGCCAUCGCCGGCGCCGAUUACUGUGUCGUCGCCGCGGACACCCGCCUCUCUGUAGGAUACAGCAUCCUCACGCGCGACCACUCCAAGAUCUGCGACCUGGCUGACAAAUGUGUACUGGCAUCUUCUGGCUUUCAAGGUGACAUUAAGGCUCUGCACAAGAACCUAGCUGCCAGAGAAUUGCUAUACCAACACCAGCAUAAUAAAAGGAUGAGCUGCCCUGCCAUGGCACAGCUCCUCUCCAAUACACUGUACUACAAGCGCUUCUUCCCAUAUUACGCCUUCAAUGUGCUCGGUGGGCUUGACAGCGAGGGGAAAGGAUGCGUUUUCACCUAUGAUGCAGUAGGUUCCUAUGAGAGAACCGGUUACAGCGCUCAGGGAACAGGAUCUACUUUGAUGAUGCCAGUCCUGGACAAUCAACUAAAAUCACCAAGUCCUCUAUUACUCCCUGCCAGGGAUGCUGUCACACCAUUGUCAGAGUCAGAGGCCAUCGAUCUAGUUAAGGAUGUGUUUGCAUCUGCAACUGAGAGAGACAUCUACACUGGAGACAAGUUGGAAAUUGUUGUCAUUAACAAAGCCGGGACUAAGCGUGAGUACAUCGAGCUGAGGAAGGACUAAGCCAACGCUUCAGUAAUGCUGCAGCUGCCAUUUGCUUCGAACUUGUUCCCUAGCCUGGAGAUUUAUGUCUAAAGCUGUUGCUUCAUAGAAGCAGUUGUGUUUACUUGCAUAUGUACUGUACCAGGAUUCAGUCAGCUUGUUUUUUUGUUGAAACAAAUUCCUUGGAUACUGAAGCGGUACUUAUUGGCGGAAAGGCUAUUUGGUUGGGAGCUUGACAUGAUUGGCUUGUGUCACAAGCCUCUUUAGAUGUCUUAUAUACUCACUCCGAUUCAAAUUGUCUUUUGUCUUUAAAGUCAA